AUGAAUAGAAGAAGGCCUUGUUCAAGGAACCUCAGGAAAAGUGAGCAUAAGCCAGAGAAGACAUGUAAGGCCUUCAAGGAUAUUUCCAGACACUUCUCUAAGGAAGAAUGGACAAAGCUGAGUCCUUCAGAGAAAAUCACCUAUGUGUAUAUGAAAAGGAACUACACCACCAUGACCAGUCUAGGCCUCAGAGCCCAUCUCCCAGAUUUCAUGGAUUCCAAGGAAGAGGCCUCAAAACCUGUGCUCAGUGAAUCUGAUGAAGGUCGUGGCCGUGAGAGUCAAGGGCUCAAUGAAAGGGAUGUGAACAUUUGGAGCCAUAGGCUAAGGAAAAGGAAGAAGCCAGUGAUCUAUGAAGAGAUCAGUGACCCAGAAGAAGAUGAUGAAGAAGAAGAAGGCUGGACCUGCAAUAUCUUUUUUCUAGAAGGUGCCAGCACUCUGUUUAAUGCUAAAACUGCAAGAGAAAGUGACUUUUCUCACUGUGCACAGCAGGUAGAACACGAUGUGCAUCACUCAGAGGGUGAAAGGUCAGGUAUGAGGGGCAGUAUGGCAGACGAAUCAACAGAAGUCCAAGAUGAAGGCUCAGAUAUGGGGAAUAACAAUAGAGAAAAGUAA
Molecule: messenger RNA, 612 nt
Organism: Peromyscus eremicus (cactus mouse)
Lineage: Eukaryota; Metazoa; Chordata; Mammalia; Rodentia; Cricetidae
Product: protein SSX3-like
Exons: 5
Coding region: 1-612 (203 amino acids)
Biological process (GO): regulation of DNA-templated transcription
Cellular component (GO): nucleus
Source: RefSeq, a predicted model, not a curated record